AUGACCCCAAAACCCAAGAACAUUGUUAUUGUCGGAGGUUCACUAGGAGGAAUCCUAACCGGAGUUGCAUUAAAGCGGCUUCGGAAAGAUCUCAACAUCCGCAUUUUCGAACGCAACCCAACGCCGCUUCUGCAGGACCAGGGCGCUGGUGUUGUCGCAGGGCAGGAUGUGCAGAAGUUUUUCAAGACGCACGAUCGAAGCCAAACACCAUUGACGGUUCCAAGCCAUCAACGACUAUAUCUUGACAAGGGUGGUAGAGUAAUUAGCCGACAUGAUCAAGAGCAACGGAUGACAAGUUGGGACCUGUUGUACCACCUUUUACGCACCAAUUACGACGGCACAGAGACCUCUUAUGCCAAAGUGCCCGUGUCGGAAGAGAGUGAGGGAAAAACAUCAUAUGAGUACGGUUGUACAGUCACAAAAGUCUCAGUGCCAAAAUCAUCAGCAGAACUAGAUUUCUCAGACCCUGUCAAACUCAUCGUCCAGCACAAGUCCGGCGAGACAUCGACCAUCGAAGCCGACCUCGUCAUCGCAGCCGACGGCCCAAGCUCCAAGAUGCGCGAGGAAUACUUCCCACAUGUGAAGCGUACCUAUGCCGGCUACGUCGCGUGGCGGGGCACAGUGUCUGAAACGGCGGUAUCUCAAACCGACGUCUUCAUCGAAAAGUUCACAUUCUUCCACACAGACGGCCAUCAAAUCCUAGCAUACACCAUCCCCGGAAAACACGGAACCACCCAGCCUGGCGAAAGACUGCUGAACUGGGUGUGGUAUGUAAACUACCCAGAAGAAUCACCAGAGCAUGUGGAGCUCAUGACGGAUAACGAGGGGAUGAGACAUCACAUCACCCUACCACCCGGUGGUAUCAAAGAAGAUGUUCGGGCAAGACAGAAGGAAACGGCUAGACAGAUACUUCCGCCACAGUUUGCGGAGAUUGUUAAUAAGACCGAGGUUCCUUUUGUACAGGCUAUUACUGAUGUUGUUGCGCCGGCUGCUGUGCUUGAUGGGGGUAGGGUUUUGUUGCUCGGAGAUGCGUUGGCGGGAUUUAGACCGCAUACUGCUGCUAGUACGAAUCAGGCUGCGUUGGAUGCUAUGAAACUUGCUGGCGCUGUUGAAAGAUUACUUGAAGGGGGUGGGGUGGAGGUGCUGAAAGAGUGGGAGGAGGAGGUUAUGGAGUAUGCGGAGGCGAUGCAGAAACAUGGUGUUGAGAUGGGGGAUCGUAGCCAGUUUGGUCAGCAUCCGAUGCAGAGGUAA
This is a messenger RNA of Pyrenophora tritici-repentis Pt-1C-BFP, 1251 nucleotides long. Its product is annotated as DUF1421 domain containing protein. The record is from RefSeq and is a predicted model, not a curated record. Lineage: Eukaryota; Fungi; Ascomycota; Dothideomycetes; Pleosporales; Pleosporaceae. Gene Ontology annotation, molecular function: FAD binding.